Molecule: messenger RNA, 2728 nt
Organism: Liolophura sinensis
Lineage: Eukaryota; Metazoa; Mollusca; Polyplacophora; Chitonida; Chitonidae
Product: geranylgeranyl pyrophosphate synthase-like
Exons: 11
Coding region: 697-1602 (301 amino acids)
Biological process (GO): isoprenoid biosynthetic process
Molecular function (GO): prenyltransferase activity
Source: RefSeq, a predicted model, not a curated record
ACCAAUUUUGUACCUUUGUCAUCUGAUCAUUAGGGCCUAUGUACCAUUUGGGACCUCACCAACUCUGACAUAGGCCAAGGCCUACAGUUCUAGCUAACAGGCCUGCCACAGAUUACAUCAUAAAGUCGCUUAGUUUCUGUAUUAUAUGAUAAACUGAGCUUCUCAUAACUGUUAAGAUUUUUCUACGUUCGACAACAUAUUAUGAAGUACGUAAAUUUUCCAACGCCGAAAUCCAACACGUGCCAUGCUAUUAAUGAAAUGGGCGUGGGCGUGUGCACACGUGGAACGGAAGUUUUUGAAAGUGUAGCUCUCUAGUGUUAGGAGGAAAGGAAACACGUAAAUAUGACAACAAGGAAAGGCGGAUUGUGAAGCAUUAUUUUUGAUAUUUUAUUGACUAGUCGACUGUAUGUAGCUGAUGUCGACCAGUGAGUGCUGGUUUUGUUCAACCUAAGAUUAUAACUACACCAUUGCUUAGAACAGCAAUUGCCCCAGAAAGCUUACAUAAUCUAAAGAGAAACUCACGUCAUUCGGCCAUCCCAAACAAGCGUCGUCAAUGUUGACUAGCUCUGCACAAAAAUAGCUCUUUGUCAUACUGUCUGUUUAUAUACAAGUAUUUAACGUGGCUGUUGUUUAUACAGAAGUAUUUAACGUGGCUGUUGUGAGCCCGACAGUGACUUAAACGGCAGAGGAGAAGUCAUGACUGACGAGAAAAGUAAAAACGCCAAUCAGGUUUUACUGGACCCAUACAGAUACAUUUGUCAAAUUCCAGGAAAGCAAAUCAGGACACAGCUGGCAAAAGCAUUUAACUAUUGGUUGAAGAUACCAGAUGAUAAAAUACAGAUCAUAUCUGAAGCUACCCAAAUGCUUCACAAUGCUAGUUUGUUAAUAGAUGAUAUAGAAGACAAUUCUCAACUCAGACGUGGUAUUCCAGUUGCUCACAAUAUAUUUGGGGUGGCCCACACAAUCAACUCAGCUAAUUAUGUGUACUUCCUGGGAUUACAAAAGAUACUCACAUUAGGCAUUCCAGAGGCUACUCCGGUGUUUACAGAACAUAUAUUAGAACUUCAUCAAGGUCAGGGUAUGGAUAUCUAUUGGAGAGAUGCAUUUGUUUGUCCCUCAGAAGAUGACUACAAAGACAUGGUGAAAAAAAAAACUGGGGGCCUGUUUGGUUUAGCUGUCAGUCUAAUGCAACUGUUUAGCGAAAAUAAAAGUAACUUCAAGCCACUGAUUGAUGCUUUAGGACUAUUUUUCCAGAUCAGGGAUGACUAUGCUAACUUAAGUUCCAAGGAGUAUGAAGCUAACAAGAGUUACUGUGAAGAUCUCACUGAGGGAAAGUUUUCCUUCCCCAUCAUCCAUGCUAUCCGUGCCAAACCAGAGGACUCCCAGGUUAUGAGUAUACUCCGUCAACGAACCACCGAUAAUGCCGUGAAGAAGUAUUGUGUUGAUUACCUGGAAAAUAUUGGGUCCUUUGAAUAUACAAAGGGUGUGUUAAUACAGUAUGAAGAACUGUGCGUUAAGUUGAUAGAAGAACAGGGAGGAAAUCCUCAUCUCAUGGGACUGAUUAACGACUUGAAGAAAAUGUACAGGAAUGGACACUCCUAGUAGUAGAUGUCAUUGAAAGACUCAUGAAUGGAUUCAUUUCUUCACUGUUGUGUGUUCAUUUGACUGAAGUUUUACCCUUUAUGUGCACUUUCCAGUCUGAUUUUAAUAUGUGCAAUGUUCAACCUCAUUCAAUCAAUCAAUCAUCACAUGUGUAAUUUACAUAAAAUGAAUAAGAGAGCUGAGUUUUCAUUCUUACUUGCUAAGGUGCUGGUGAUGUGCAUUUCUGGUCAUUCUAAUAUGGGUCAUAUUGCUGUCAUGUGUUUGUCUAAGCAGUAUUAAGAGUAGAUGUUGGCCAGCUGAUGAAAUCAUGAUUUUAACUGCUAAUGAUAUCAUGAUUUUAAAUGCUGAAAAAAUGAUUUUAAGUGGUGACGUACAUUGCUCCCAAUAAAUGGGGAAUGUGCAAAUGGUAAUUCAUGGAAUCUUAUAAUACCUGAUACUGUAAUUGACGUUUGUAGUCUGAGAGCUAUAAGUUCCAUAGUCUUGUUUUAUGCACUGUCAUGAAGAAACACCAAGAAAAAAAAGCUCAAAAUAACAUUGCUCCCGUUCUUUCUAUUUUUUCUCUUCUCACAGUUGUAAUGAGAGGCUGGUUGUUGAUUCAUAAAUGAUUUCUUCAAGAGAUUAUCCGGAAUUGCAUACUGAUUGGCCUGGGUGGGUUUUUUUUUUUUGUGUACCAACCAUGCUGAAUUUUACACGAUUGAUUUCAUAUAGACUGGCUCAAGUCCAGUUUUAGUGACCACUUUUCAUCAUACAUGCUGGCUUUUUAGACAUCACUGGGUUUUACCUUGGUAUAAAUGCAUUCUACAGUUUGGUCAUUUUCUGCUAGCUGGUAGCUCACCUCACUAUUCUGUGUAAAAAUGGGUAUAAAUAAAAAAAUUAAAAAAUAAAAGUAACCAUUUCAUCAAUAAUCCUUCAUGAAUGUCACAUUUUACUGUCCUAAUCAUAUCCUAUGCCUUAUAACUUUUAUGGUUUGGGACCCUGUUAGAUAAAAAAAAAAAAACAUUUGUUGUGCGAAUGGAAGUCCAGUGGAAAGGCAUGUAUUAAAUUAUCUCCCCCUUCAUCAGCUUAAGGAUUUCUUUUAAUAUCUAUAUUUAUGUACAUGUAUAUUUAAUAAAACUAUAUGCUUGUC